Moneuplotes crassus is the source of this 1431-nucleotide messenger RNA. Lineage: Eukaryota; Ciliophora; Spirotrichea; Euplotida; Euplotidae. The record is from the annotation of a GenBank genome assembly.
AAUUUUUCUUCAGAACAUUUAUAUAAUUAAAACAUGGACGAAGAAUACGACGCCAUCAUCUGUGGUACUGGGUUAAAGGAAUGUAUCAUCUCAGGACUUCUUGCUCAGAAAGGCAAGAAGGUUCUCCACCUUGACAGGAAUUCAUACUACGGUGCAGACUGCGCCAGUCUGAACUUGACCAAUCUUUGGGAAAAAUUCCGGCCAGGCCAAGAUCCUCCUGCUGAAUUUGGACACAAUAGGGACUGGAAUGUUGACAUGAUCCCUAAAUUCGUCAUGGCCAACGGAAAACUGGUCAAGAUGCUUCUCAAAACUACUGUUGACAAGUAUCUCGAAUGGAAAACAGUUGAAGGAACUUAUGUUUACCAGUAUUCUAAAGGAGGAUUCUUCUCAUCAGGUGGAGGAAAAAUUUUCAAAGUCCCAGGAAACGACUCUGAAGCUCUGAAAUCGAGCUUGAUGGGGCUUUGGGAGAAGAAGAGAUGUAAAAAUUUCUUCGUGUAUGUUCAAGACAUUGAAGAGGAUAACCCAGACACAUGGGGAAAGAUUGACAUUAAGGCCCAGCCAAUGGCAGAUGUGUUCAAAAAGUUCAAGCUAGAAGCUAAUACCAUCGAUUUCAUUGGCCAUGCAGUUGCCAUGCAUAUUAACGACAAUUACCUUGAUGAACCAGCAUACUUGACAAUUCAGAAGAUCAAGUUGUAUAUUGAUUCUAUUGGUAGAUAUGGAGAACACCCAUUCUUGUAUCCCAUCUAUGGGCUCGGUGGAAUCCCAGAAGGCUUCUCAAGAUUUUGUGCCAUUCACGGAGGAACCUACAUGCUCAACAAGCCAAUCGAUGAAGUACUUUUCGGCUCUGAUGGAAAAGUGGUCGGAGUGAAAUCAGGAGAUGAAGAAGCCAAAGCUCCGAUUGUAAUCUGUGAUCCAUCCUAUGUUAGAGACACUACCGGAAACAUUACUUCGGUCGGAAGAGUGAUUAGAAGCAUCUGUAUUUUAGACCAUCCAAUUCCAAAUACUAAAGACUCAACUUCUACCCAGAUUAUCAUUCCUCAGAAGCAGGUGAAAAGAGGCUCAGAUAUUUUCAUCAACAUGGUUUCUGGAGGUCAUGCAGUUUGUGCACAAGGGCUCUAUGUUGCCAUGGUCAGCACAAUUGUUGAGACUGACGACCCAGAGUCUGAAAUUGAGCCAGCUCUGGCUUUGUUAGGAGACGUUCUUGAGCAGUUCACUACUAUUCAGGAUCUUUAUGCCCCAGCUCACGAUGGAACUGAAAACAAUCUGUUCAUUACUACCAGUUACGAUCCAACCUCUCACUUUGAGUCAGCUAGUGACGACGUGCUGAGCAUUUACAAAAGAAUCUUCGGAGAAGACUACGAUUUGACUAUCUCAGCAGAGGAAGGCAAGGAAGAGGAAUAAUGUAAUUAGUUUCAAAAUCAACUAAUCUUC